AUGGAGCAGUACACAGCCAACAGCAACAGCUCCACGGAGCAGAUUGUGGUGCAGGCUGGGCAGAUCCAGCAGCAGCAGCAGGGAGGUGUCACUGCUGUCCAGCUGCAGACUGAGGCCCAGGUGGCAUCCGCCUCAGGCCAGCAAGUCCAGACCCUCCAGGUAGUGCAGGGGCAGCCGCUGAUGGUGCAGGUGAGCGGGGGACAGCUCAUCACCUCCACGGGACAGCCCAUCAUGGUGCAGGCCGUGCCCGGCGCGCAGGGCCAGACCAUCAUGCAGGUCCCCGUGUCUGGCACGCAGGGGCUGCAGCAGAUUCAGUUGGUCCAGCCAGGUCAGAUUCAGAUUCAAGGUGGGCAGGCUGUGCAGGUACAGGGGCAGCAGGGCCAGACCCAGCAGAUCAUUAUACAGCAGCCCCAGACUGCAGUUACUGCUGGCCAGACACAGACCCAGCAACAAAUUGCAGUUCAGGGGCAGCAGGUGGCUCAGGCUGCUGAGGGCCAGACCAUCGUGUACCAGCCCGUGAACGCCGACGGCACCAUCCUGCAGCAAGUUACAGUCCCUGUUACAGGCAUGAUCACCAUCCCAGCAGCCAGCCUGGCUGGAGCACAGAUUGUCCAGACUGGAGCCAACACCAACACCACCAGCAGUGGCCAGGGGACAGUCACAGUGACACUGCCAGUGGCUGGGAACGUGGUCAACUCGGGGGGAAUGGUCAUGAUGGUACCUGGGGCUGGGUCAGUGCCAGCCAUCCAGAGGAUCCCCCUGCCUGGGGCAGAGAUGCUGGAGGAGGAGCCCCUGUAUGUCAAUGCCAAGCAGUACCACCGAAUCCUCAAGAGGAGACAGGCACGGGCCAAGCUGGAGGCAGAGGGAAAGAUCCCCAAAGAGAGAAGGAAAUACCUGCACGAGUCGCGGCAUCGCCACGCCAUGGCCAGGAAGAGAGGGGAGGGAGGCAGGUUCUUCUCCCCGAAGGAGAAGGACAGUCCUCACAUGCAGGAUGCAGCUCAGACCAACGAGGAGGCGAUGACACAGAUGAUCAGAGUCUCCUAA
Messenger RNA from Acanthisitta chloris (rifleman), 1044 nucleotides. RefSeq names its product nuclear transcription factor Y, alpha (gene NFYA). Gene Ontology annotation, molecular function: RNA polymerase II cis-regulatory region sequence-specific DNA binding; DNA-binding transcription factor activity, RNA polymerase II-specific. Gene Ontology annotation, biological process: regulation of transcription by RNA polymerase II. The record is from RefSeq and is a predicted model, not a curated record. NCBI's taxonomy places the organism in Eukaryota, Metazoa, Chordata, Aves, Passeriformes, Acanthisittidae. Gene Ontology annotation, cellular component: CCAAT-binding factor complex. Bases 1 to 1044 code for a protein of 347 amino acids. The transcript has 9 exons.